GAGGGCGUUUGUUAUGAUGGCAGCCUCUUCCGACGCGGCGGCGAGGCCAGAAGCGAGAGAGGCGAGGAUGUCCCUGUGAGUUCUCCUUCGGAGGAUGUCCAUGAUCCUCUUCACUUGCGUGGUGCGGAUAAAGGACGGACUUCCCCUCUCGGCGUCCAGCGAUUUCCACCUAGACCCUCAGUUUUUGGAAUGCAGGAAGAGACUCAACAUCCUGUCCUCCGUCCUGACACAAUAUCCAGAACGCGGCACGGCCAAAGAGUGUGACCUCAACAGCGUCAUCCAGAAAACCCAGAACCAAUUCAAUCACACCAACUGCGCUCAGCCGAAGUUCGACGUUGCCAAAAUGCAGGAGGAGCUUCGCCUGCGACCUCCGGCCCUCGUCAGCUGGGAAGACAUGGAACUGGUCAACGGGAUGGUGAACGGCCGGGCGGAAGUCCACCUCGAGGCAGUUCUCCUUCGGAGGAUGUCCAUGAUCCUCUUCACUUGCGUGGUGCGGAUAAAGGACGGACUUCCCCUCUCGGCGUCCAGCGAUUUCCACCUAGACCCUCAGUUUUUGGAAUGCAGGAAGAGACUCAACAUCCUGUCCUCCGUCCUGACACAAUAUCCAGAACGCGGCACGGCCAAAGAGUGUGACCUCAGUAUACAGAUGCCUGAAGAUGGGCAAGAAAUUAGGAACGUCGUAGCGUUUCUGCUGCCUUUCCUGUCCUGCUUCGGCUUGUGUUACCUCUACCUGUUCUACACUUCCGCCCGGAAGACCAAAGUCUCCAUUCUAUUCGUGACCGUCUUCCUCUGCAACCUCUACCUAUAUGGAUUACGGAACCACUGGCAGAUUCUCUUCCACGUAGCCGUGGCGGCCUUUUCUUCUCACCAGAUCCUCACCAGGCGGGUGGCUGAGAAAAUCCUGGAUUUGGGGGUGUGAGAAAGGACACCCCACGACAUCCCAGAACGGGUCGUUUUUGGGGGAAAAAAAGUCUCAGCUUUCAAACCUAUCAGCUCUGAGCAGAUUGACUCGUAAAUCUGGCGGUUGUUUUUUUCUUUCCGUCCUUGCUCAAAAUAAUGCAAAGAAAGAACACUAUUUUUAUUUUUUUUUAGACCUGUGACAGGCAGCAAAGGAAAUAACCGUCUAAAGAAAGGAAGCUUGCAAUCGUUGUGGAUUAAUUUGUUUAAUCCGAGAAAAGGCCGCAGGAUGUGUGCCUUGAAGAAGACGCUCCCUGCUCUGGAUUCAAGUAGAAAUUCAGAGUUUUUGAGGCUGCCGUCUAGAUUUUCCAUCCAUUUUUAUUUUUUAUUUUUGUUAUUAUUGUUGCUGUUCCUUUCAAGUGGAGAACAGAAAGCCACAUACAUACUGAUAAUCUGGGAAAAUCAACCUGGAAAAAAAAAAUCAGAUGCACUGAAUACUCCCAAAAUUGUGUCCUAAGCUUCCUCCAAAGUUGAGCAUUGGAACUUGGUUGCAACCAUUUUGGGGGGUGGGGGAGUUUACCUCCCCCGUUUAAAGCACAAGAUUAUUCACCAAGCAUUUUAGGGUUUAUAUGUAUAUAUAUAUAUAUAGACAUACAGACGUACAGCCAAAGUGGGCCAUUGCUGUCAUAAUGCAUAUAUAAUUUAUUAUUAUAUUAUUUGGGGGAGGAAUCGUUUGGGAAACUGACUUGAAUCUCGUCUGCGUUAGACGAAAUUGUAGAUAAAUGUAUUUAUAUUGAGUUGUGGGUAGAGAAGGCCACAGCCUUGAAACAACAAUGAUGGCGAAGGUGCCUUCAGAUAAUGUCCUGUAAACGUUUCCUGCACAUAUAGCCUGCUCCUCGUUUUGGAUUAAAACUUGGUUAC
Molecule: messenger RNA, 1818 nt
Organism: Thamnophis sirtalis
Lineage: Eukaryota; Metazoa; Chordata; Lepidosauria; Squamata; Natricidae
Source: RefSeq, a predicted model, not a curated record